AUGUCAUAUUCAAAUCAGAAUCCUUAUCACUACCCCUACCACAACAUCAACAACAACAACAACAACAAUAACGAUCUUUAUCAUCGCCAACAUCAUCAAUCGCAGCAUCAUCCUUUUAUGGCAAACACCUCUGUUUUUGCUAUAGCACCAAUAUCAACUUAUUCCGAUCCUCCAUCUGCAUCUGCAUCUGCAUCUACUUCUACAUCUAGCUCAAGUACGGGGAUUGGUCCGAGUCGCAUCCCUCCUUAUACCCACAUUCCCUCUCAACAGCAUGAUGGAAACGCUAUCUUAACGACAACAGCGACGUCAACGCCGAUAAAAAGAGGAAAGACGGGUUGUAUAACUUGUAGGAUACGUAAGAAGCGAUGCGACGAAGCCAAACCCACUUGUGAUAGCUGUGCGAGAUUAGGACUGGAAUGUAUGGGAUACUCGGUUCAGAGACCAUCAUGGUUGAAAGAAAAAGAUAUGGAGAUGAAGUUGAGAGAAGAAAUUAAACAGAAAUCCAACGAGAGACGAAGGAGUAAGAAGACUGUACAGCCCAAAACGAAAACAGGACCGAAACCGACACCGACACCAACAGCAAAGGGAAAAGGAAAGGCUGAAUUUGAACCGGAAUCAGAACAACAGAUAGAAAAAUAUCAGAGUACGAUGGGCGGCGACCUCGAAAUAGUUGCUUCUUCCAGUAAUCCGUUUAAGAGGAAAAGACAUCACCAGGAUAUGGAGGAAGAAGACGAAAAUGAUGACGUUGAAGAAGAAUACGAUGUGAUGGAAUUGGAUGACAACAACAAUAUGUCAUCUUCAUCUAUGGGUGGUCCAUCAAGAUCAGUCUCGGUUCCCACCUCCUCCGUCUCAUACCCACCAGUUGUCGCCCGAUCUCAAAACUUAUCUCCUACUCCUUUGACCGGGGCACCUCUGAUCAGCGGUCUUAACCAUCCUAUAACAGGCUCGUUGGCGAGACAUCCAUGGAACCCAAGUCAUCCUCAGGGUCCUCAUCGAAGUCAAUAUAAGCAUCCAUCUCCUUGUCCAAAUCCUAAUGCGAUCGCAGGACCGUUCACUAAAAGUUAUACCUAUCCACCUCCUGCAGAAUACUAUCAGAAUCAGUAUCAGAAUCAAGGUUCAAGCUCCAAUACCGAUACUCCCUCUUCACUUAUCGAAUUAUCUAAUCCCGAAUCUUCCCUUGAAGAUCUAUGGAUAUACCUUCUGAACUGUCAACCCGACAUAUUAUCCAAUUUAGUCUCGCCCUCGCCGAUCCCACCUAGAUCGCUUAGUAAGAGUCCUUCGCCUGAUUCGGUCGAUAGAUAUUUCCAUCAUUAUCUUAAUGUGGUCUUACCAUUGCAGUUCAGGUUCACCAUGAAAUCGUCUGCGGCGCAUCUGUUAGCUCCACUGGCGAUGAGGGAUGAUACUGUCAUGAAUGGUCUGAAAGCUCUAGCGGCAUUACAUCUGAGUGUAUAUAGGAAUCAAAAUACCAAAAGGAACGCCGAGAACAACUAUCAAGAUCAAAUUCAUGGAGGGGAAGGCGAUGUAUUGUACGGAGCGCUAGUAGAACAAGAAGCGGAGUCCACGAUCCCUCAAAUAGUAGAAGAAGAAGGACAAGGAGAAGAGGAAGAGGAAGGAGAAAACGAUAAAGAAGUAGCCGAGAGAUCUUUCGAUAAAACGAUAAAGAGCUUACGAUCGCCGACAUCCAAUCCGAAUGAGACCGACGGGUUGUUGGUUUCCUCUAUAUCUGCCAUAUCAUACGUGAUCUUCAGAGGUGGAAUAGCAUCUGAAUGGGUUGAAGCGCUUAGAAUAGCCAGGAAAUAUCUAUGGGGAGCUUUGAGAGAUUCACCUGAAUUAGGAAUAUUUAUACCUUCCACUAUUCCCACUAACACUCAUUCACAUCAAAAGCAGAAAGGAUCACCUUGGAAAAGGUAUCGAUAUUUCCUACAAGCUAUAAUACGUACGGAUAUUUUUGGUUCUAUCACUGAAAACAAAGCUUCACCGUUAUUACCGAUCUACAGAUCGUUGUUGAAUCGUUCGUCUAUUGAUUUCUUAUCGGAUGGGAGUAUGAGUGGGAGGCCAAAUGGCUUGAAGGAGAUCGUACUGAAUCUAGAUGAUAUGGAUAAUACCACUUUACUUGCACUGGCUGAGACAGUCGCUUUAUCUGAAUGGCGAACGGAGCAAUACCAAAGAGGUACAUUAGAUCUUGAAGAACUCGUUAGAAGGGGUAAUGAAAUCAAAGUCUUGUUAAAUGGGAGAUCAAGAAGGGAAAAACAAUAUUCCCCAAUCUUCAAUCAUCACCAUGUCCGUCAAUCAUAUUCAAAUGGAAAUGAGAUGGGAGAUAUGGACCCAAAGCUAAAAGGUCAAUUAAUGAGUGAUGCGUUUUACGAAUCGACCAAGAUAUUAUUGUCCAUAACUAUAAAUGGGCCUUUCCCGAAAUUAUCGACUGUUCAAGAACCUAUAAAUGAAAUUAUCAAUUUGAUCAACCAACUCAAGGUAUUAGAGAAUAGACAAACACAAUCUCAAACCACGACCACAGCCACCGGUGGAACCCAAACUGCGAUCAGAAUAGAGAACAAGAAGCGAAUGACAAAUGCGACGACCAUGGGGACGGGGACGAUCACUGGGACAAACGAAUUCAUACGUACAUUGAUCUUCCCAAUCACAAUUUCAGCAUGUCAUUGUUUACCCUCCCUACAACCUUUCUUCAGGGGGUUGUUUUUGAACUUGAACAAAAGUUCAUUGUUAUUUGGGAACACGAGAUUUAUCUGGAUGUUAAUUGAAAAGAUGUGGGAAGAGAGAGACAUCUUGACCAAUACCUAUACCGACGAAGUUAAUGGAAUUGAGAGUCAAAGUGAAUUUGGAAGACCAAUUUUCUGGCUGGAUGUAAUGAAGAGAUUAGGAUGGGAAGGAGGCAUCUUGCUGAUUUGA
Kwoniella mangroviensis CBS 8507 is the source of this 2907-nucleotide messenger RNA. RefSeq lists its product as uncharacterized. NCBI's taxonomy places the organism in Eukaryota, Fungi, Basidiomycota, Tremellomycetes, Tremellales, Cryptococcaceae. The record is from RefSeq and is a predicted model, not a curated record. Gene Ontology annotation, biological process: regulation of DNA-templated transcription. The transcript is spliced from 4 exons. The coding region runs from base 1 to 2907 and encodes 968 amino acids. Gene Ontology annotation, molecular function: zinc ion binding; DNA-binding transcription factor activity, RNA polymerase II-specific.